AUGGCGGCGGCGGCAGCGGCCGUGGCGGGGGCGGGGCGCGGCGGCGGCGGCGGCGGCGGCGGCGCGGAGCCCGGGCAGGAGCGGAGCCGGGCCCGGAGCUGGGCCGGUGCCGAGCGCAACGAAGGCCGAAGGGGAGACCCCGGGGAGGAGCUGGAGGAGGAGGACUCUCCUGGCGGCCGUGAGGAUGGCUUCACCGCGGAGCACCUGGCGGCCGAGGCCAUGGCCGCUGACAUGGACCCCUGGUUGGUGUUCGAUGCCCGUACCACGCCCGCCUCCGAGCUGGAUGCCUGGUUAGCCAAGUACCCACCGUCCCAAGUUACCCGCUAUGGGGACCCCAACUCGCCCAACUCCGAGCCUGUGGGCUGGAUUGCAGCGUACGGGCAGGGCUACACCCCCAACUCCGGCGAUGUGCAGGGCCUGCAGGCGGCCUGGGAGGCCCUGCAGACCGGCGGGCGGCCCAUCACCCCGGGCACCCUUCGCCAGCUGGCCAUCACCCACCACGUGCUCUCGGGCAAGUGGCUGAUGCACCUGACACCUGGCUUCAAGCUGGACCACGCCUGGGCUGGCAUCGCUCGGGCUGUGGUGGAGGGCCGCCUCCAGGUGGCCAAAGUGAGCCCGCGGGCCAGGGAGGGUGGGCGCCAGGUCAUCUGCGUGUACACGGACGACUUCACGGACCGCUUGGGGGUGCUGGAGGCCGACGCCGCUAUCCGUGCAGCGGGCAUUAAGUGCCUGCUCACCUACAAGCCCGACGUCUACACCUACCUGGGCAUCUACCGGGCCAACCGUUGGCACCUCUGCCCCACUCUGUAUGAGAGCCGCUUCCAGCUGGGGGGCAACGCCCGCGGCUCCCGUGUGCUGGACCGCGCCAACAAUGUGGAGCUGACUUAG
Pipistrellus nathusii (Nathusius's pipistrelle) is the source of this 888-nucleotide messenger RNA. The record is from the annotation of a GenBank genome assembly. NCBI's taxonomy places the organism in Eukaryota, Metazoa, Chordata, Mammalia, Chiroptera, Vespertilionidae.